This is a messenger RNA of Brassica napus (rape), 2017 nucleotides long. Its product is annotated as alpha-aminoadipic semialdehyde synthase-like. Gene Ontology annotation, molecular function: saccharopine dehydrogenase activity. The record is from RefSeq and is a predicted model, not a curated record. Gene Ontology annotation, cellular component: cytoplasm. Lineage: Eukaryota; Viridiplantae; Streptophyta; Magnoliopsida; Brassicales; Brassicaceae. The transcript is spliced from 12 exons. The coding region runs from base 363 to 1844 and encodes 493 amino acids.
ACAAUGAUUUUAAAUAGAUUUUGUUAAAAAAUAUCUUAUCAAUUUUUUUUUCCACAUUCACACCUCCCAAUACGUUAAUUCUACUAUUUAGAGUUUUAGAUUUUGUUUGUCAAAUGAUAUGGAUAACAUUUAUAAAGUUAGAGAAUAAUAUAAAAAUAUUCAAUCAUAAAUUUUUGGAAUAUAAACAUUAAUAUUUUGAUAUAUAUGAAAAUACGGAUGCAUGCACAUAUCAAGAUCUAGUUUAGCUUAUAAAAGGACGUAAAGAAACAUAGUUCUUACUACACAUCGAAAAGAUUCCAUCUUAAUAAAACAGUUCACAAGCAUUGCAUGAUCAACAUCAUCAGAAAUUAUACUCUUAAAAUAUGAACCCAAGUGUUGACGAGGAGAUGAAGAAGAAGAAGAAGCUGGGGAAUGGGGUUGUGGGAAUACUAGCUGAAUCAGUGAACAAAUGGGAACGAAGAACGCCGUUGACGCCUUCACAUUGCUCUCGUCUUUUACAAGACAGAACAGGCGUUUCACGCAUUGUGGUUCAGCCAUCUGCGAAGCGGAUCUAUCACGAUGCCUUGUACUCAGAUGUCGGAUGUGAAAUCUCUGAUGAUUUGUCUGAUUGUGGGCUUAUACUCUGUAUCAAACAACCCAAGCUAGAAAUGAUACUUCCCGAGAGAGCAUAUGCUUUCUUUUCACACAUUCAUAGGGCACAGAAAGAAAAAAUGCCUUUGUUGGAUAAAAUAUUGUCUGAGAGAGUGACUUUGUAUGAUUAUGAGCUCAUUGUUGGAGAUCAUGGGAAAAGAUUAUUGGCAUUUGGUAUAUAUGCAGGCAGAGCUGGUCUUGUUGACUUCCUACAUGGACUGGGACAGAGAUAUCUAAGUCAAGGAUAUUCAACUCCUUUCCUCUCGCUAGGUUCAUCCUAUAUGUAUCCCUCAUUGGCUGCAGCAAAAGCUGCUGUGAUUUCUGUUGGUGAAGAGAUUUCAAGCCAGGGACUCCCACUAGGAAUCUGCCCUCUUGUAUUUGUUUUCACUGGAACAGGAAAUGUUUCUCGUGGGGCGCAAGAAAUGUUCAAGCUUCUUCCUCACGCUUUUGUUGAACCAAGCAACCUUCCUGGACUAUUUGUAAAAGACAAAGGAAUGAGCCAAAAUGGAAAAUCAACAAAGCGAGUACAUCAAGUAUAUGGCUGUAUUAUUACCAGCCAAGACAUGGUUGAACACCAAGAUCCAUCAAAGUCAUUUGACAAAGCUGACUAUUAUGCACACCCGGAACACUACAAUCCAGUUUUUCACGACAAGAUCGCCCCUUAUACAUCAGUUCUUGUAAACUGUAUGUACUGGGAGAAGAAGUUUCCCCGUCUUCUAAGCACCAAACAGGUUCAAGAUUUAGCAGAAAAAGGAUGUCCGUUAGUGGGAAUAUGUGAUAUAACUUGUGACAUCGGUGGCUCUGUUGAGUUUGUUAACCGAGCUACCUCAAUUGACUCUCCUUUCUUUAGGUUUGAUCCUACAAACAAUUCAUACUACAAUGACAUGGAUGGUGAUGGUGUACUAUGCAUGGCCAUCGACAUUCUACCCACAGAGUUUGCUAAAGAGGCAUCCCAGCAUUUUGGAGACAUUCUUUCCGAAUUUGUCGGUAGUUUGGCUUCGGUGACUGAAGUUUCAGAUCUACCGGGACAUCUGAAGAAGGCUUGCAUAAGCUACAGAGGAGAGUUGACACCUUUGUAUGAGCAUAUUCCACGUAUGAUGAAGUCUGAUCCAGAAGAUGUACAAGGAAAAAUCGCCAGCGGUGUGGUUUCCAACCAGAGAACAUACAAAUCAUUAACUCUGUUAGUUAAUCCAGAUGAAGGAGGAGACAAAUAAGUGAAAGAGUGUUGUUUUGGUGGUUCUGCUAGUAUCUCUAGAGAUGGUUCUCCAUGCAAAGGAAGAGACAAAUAAGUGAAAGAGUGUUGUUUUGAUACUAGUUAGUAAAAGCAUAAACGUACUUGUUUGUUAUGCUCCUAUUGUGAAUUGCAUUUUAAAAUAAACUAGAUUUU